UCUCUCUCUCUCUCUUUUCUUCAAAUGUUCAUCAUUCAUCGGCAAUAGAGGCAAGCCGUCGACCGUCCAUCUUUCUCUCCCCCUCUGCAACAGAGGGAAGGGCUGUUGGCCCUUUCCCCUUUCUUUUUGGGCAAAGGUUUCUCCUCAUUCGGCCCUUUGCAACUUUAUACGCUACUGGACAAGAGAUAUAUAAAGGGCUGCCCUCUUAUCAACGCCAUUCUCAACAAUGGAGCCGAAACUGUAGAUGGCAGAAAUAAGGAGGAAAACAGCUAGGAAAGGUUUCUCUGGAAGCAGGAGCCUCGCUGGGAUCUGGGGUCCAUUUGUGCAGAACGACAGAUCCGGACUUCAUCACCUGAGUUUGAUGGCUUCGAAUCUUAGAUCAUGGGCUGAAUCCGAUCCCCAUGAAGGCUUCUUUAAAAAAGUCGGAGCUCUCUCGCAGAAUGCAGCCAGCCGUGACCGAAGGACUCCAUGUUCCGACAACCGAAGGCAUCUCCGAUGAGUUACCAUUGCCAAUGACGUCAUGUUCAGGCAAGUCGCUAGCUAUCUCUCUGAGCCGGAAAAUGAGGCUGGAUAUAAGGGCUUGGACGCCCUUUUUCUGGCCGGGAAAAGAGGUCUCCAACCCCCCUGUCUCUCUAUUUCUCAAUCUGUGGGCCAAGGCCGGUGGUUUCAAUCAAAAAAAAAAAGCCAGCAAUGUCAUCACUCGUCUGCGGUUUGAGUUUUUUUUUUUUUCAAAAACUGAAGGUUAAUCCUUUCUUAAAACCCUCGGCAAUGGUUGAAUGUUCUCUUUUUUUGUCAAACCCUCGACCAUUCUCCAGAGUUUAUUUAUGCUCUCAGAUUCUCGGCAAUGGUGAAGGUUUUAUUUGUUUUUCUUAAAACCCUUGAGGGUUCGAUUUUUUCUCGAAUCCUUGGCCCUAGUCGAGGGUUUAUCUGUGCUUUCAAACCAUUGGCAAUGGUUUGUUCUCUUUCUUUUGCAGAGAAAGGGAGAAGAGUACUACUAAACAAUGUGGUGGCAGCGGGUAAAGAGCACCGCCACGACCUUUUCCGCAAAGAUGAAAUCUGGAUGGAAUACAGAUCUCUCCACAGAUCCGAGGUCCGACUGGACAUCUAUAGCUCCCAAACUAUAGCUCUCAAAGAGCUCGUACAACAGAAGAAUGAGCACCACCGCCGCUACCACCACCACCACCACGAGUAAUGGAGGCCCUUGUUACGUAAUUGCCAUGAAAGGGCACCCUGGCAGCGGGAAAUCCACAUUGGCAAGCGCCAUCGCCGCCGACCUUCGGUGCCCUCUGCUGGACAAGGACGACAUCCGGGACUGCACCGCCGCUGUGCAGGCCGCGAUCCCCGACACAACUACAGCAGCCGGUCUCUGCAACGAGCUCUCCUACUCGGUCCUCUGGAAGCUGACAGAGACACAGCUGCGACUGGGGCUCGGCAUCGUCGUCGAUUGCCCUCUUUCCCGUCGCCGGCACUUCGAUCGGGUCUCGCAGGUGGCGACUGCCGCCGGCUCGCGCCUGCUGGUCGUAGAAUGCCGGCCCGGUGAUGCCGCGGAGUGGAGGAGGCGGCUGGAGCGGCGCGGCUCCGAGGAGCGCGCCACGGAUGUGUUCCGGCACAAACCGGCGACGUGGGAGGAGCUGCAGGGGCUGGUGGACGGGUACGAGGGGUGUUGGGACUACAACACGAAUCCCGUCCCCAAGUUGGUCGUUGAUACAACGGCGCCUCAUGGGCCACUUGAUGCUGUCUCGGUGGUUCGCCGGUGGGUGAAUACCGGAAAUCUCGAUUGAAAGGUAACCAUGGCUUUGAUUUCUUUGGGGGUCCUCGAAACUUCUCAUUUCAGUGAUCAAUCCACCAUUUGGGCCGUCCAAUAUCUUUAGAUAUUUCUGGCGGACUUCAGAUUUGCUGCGUAGCGUGAUAGUGAAGUACUCUCUCUCUUGUGGAAAUGAGUUAAUAUAGUCUUGUGCUUUUCAUGUUUC
Nymphaea colorata (pocket water lily) is the source of this 1970-nucleotide messenger RNA. RefSeq lists its product as uncharacterized. Lineage: Eukaryota; Viridiplantae; Streptophyta; Magnoliopsida; Nymphaeales; Nymphaeaceae. The coding region runs from base 1152 to 1781 and encodes 209 amino acids. The transcript has 5 exons. The record is from RefSeq and is a predicted model, not a curated record.